This is a messenger RNA of Danaus plexippus (monarch butterfly), 1868 nucleotides long. RefSeq lists its product as uncharacterized. The record is from RefSeq and is a predicted model, not a curated record. The transcript has 6 exons. Bases 334 to 1245 code for a protein of 303 amino acids. NCBI's taxonomy places the organism in Eukaryota, Metazoa, Arthropoda, Insecta, Lepidoptera, Nymphalidae.
AACGACACUGACAGAUUUUGUCUUAUGGUGUGAUUAGAGAUAUUUUGAAUCAAAUUUAUGAAGUUAAUAUUAGUUUUAACUACUAAUGUAUGUGUGUGAGUGGACUCAUGUUACGCUUCUCAAUUAUUUUAACCUUAUCAAUUGUACCAUUAAACAUAAUAAUUAGAUCAUUCUCGCAACCUACUGGUCAUAUAUUUUAGUUUGGCUUUAAGCUUGCUUGACAUAAUUCUUUAAUGUUGUUAUUUACAUGAAUAACAUUAUCCUUAUUUAAAUUCUUGUUAUCAAACCACCAAAUUUGCAUGCAAAAGGCAUGAUAUUUAUGAACCGCAAGCAAUGGCUUCACCAUCAAAAACUAAGGAACAAAGUAGACUUUUGGACUUAUCGAGUGACGAGGAAUCUGAGGAUUUACAGCUAGAAAUUAUACCAAACAGGAAACGGAAAAUUACAAGAAAAUCCUAUGGAAAAGAUCGUCGGAAUCCACAAUCAAAGUCGUCUGAACCCAGUAUUGCAUCUGAAGUACAGUGUGCAUUAUGUUGGGCCGUCAGAGGUACAGUGCUGUUAUGGCUUCUUAUGCUGACUUGGAUAUGUGCAUCUUUAUAUGAUCAAGUUACUACAAUGAAGUUAGACAUAGGAUCAGUUUCGUCAAGCAGUGCCAGUGUGAGCGACUCGCUCCAGAUAUGUCAUACCGCUGCUAAGGAAUUGAAAGCUAACGCGACGGAACUGACCACGAGGCUGUCGAAGCUGGAGAAGGAUCAUCAGGAGCUGGCCCUGAGGAUGGAACAAGCCACCAAGGAACUCGCCUUCGUAUCAGAUCAGCUCUCAGCCGCACCAAAACUGGCGGACACUCCCAGAAGACUCGCCGAACUACAGAGAACUGUUGCCGACUUUGGAUCACAGAUCAAAGGCUUCGAUAGCGCGUUGGCGUCGGCUAAGAAACAAGCCGUGACCGCCUCAUCAGGAGUGGAAGAAGUCAGGAAUAUACUGCACGAGCUCGAAGGACGGAAUAACGACACGAUAGCAAACAUAACAAACACCAUCAAGACAGAGGAAGAACUCAAAAAUCAAUUGACUGUAUUAAAUAAUACGCUGUUCAAUAGAAUAUAUGACAUAGAGAAUAAAGUUAGGGAGAUUAAUAAGCCAUCAAGCACGGUCGCUAGCAUCACAACCCAGCCUGUAGCCAACGUCACCAAGAUAACGAACACUACUGAGACACAAGGACCAGCGAAACCGUUUGUGCUGCAUUGAAGAAUAUUAUGAAUAUGAAUAAGGUUUGCUCACAAACAACGUCCACUCGACAAAUAUUUGUACCAGAAAGUUUAUAUGAAACAAUACCCUCCACGAUAGAUGUCUUAAGGUAAAACGUAUUUUUGUGAAUAUAGGACUUUUUGCAUCAAAUCUAUAUUGACACGGACGUUAUAUAGAGAUUUCUAUUAAGGCGAUUGUGUAAAGUUGAAGGAUAAGUUCAGCGACAGAGAUCUCAAGACUUAAGAAAUCGGGUUACAACUUACGAACCAUGUUUACUUUUGUAUUAUGAAAUCACUUUAAUUUCACCGUUCGUUCAGCACUCGUGUGUAUUAAAUUUAACGUUGGCGCGAAUAUAACAAAACAAAUAAUAUUAUAUAAAAAUAUUAAUUAAAAUUUUACAGCGGUUUUAAACACGUGGAGCGUGCGACCGCCUUAACGCAAUAAGUGGAAGCGAGUCCUUGAUUAAUGUAAAUAAUUUAUUAUUAUUUUGUAGAAUAUAAAAAUUUUAUUUUUUAAUGUGAAUGUAGAGAGGUUUACGUACACGCUGUGUGUUGCCAGGAUGCCGAUAAGUGUGAGUGUUGUUAUUGUAAUAAAUUAUUGUUAAUAAAUUAAAUAUUAUUACA